Molecule: messenger RNA, 7111 nt
Organism: Felis catus (domestic cat)
Lineage: Eukaryota; Metazoa; Chordata; Mammalia; Carnivora; Felidae
Gene: TBC1D5
Product: TBC1 domain family member 5
Exons: 27
Coding region: 806-3325 (839 amino acids)
Biological process (GO): activation of GTPase activity
Molecular function (GO): GTPase activator activity
Source: RefSeq, a predicted model, not a curated record
ACGGCGCGAGCGUGGUCACGUGGUCGCUGGUCACCGCCGCCGCCACCCCCUCCCGCCCUGUUCUCUUUCUGGUCCGGCCGGGCCCGGCCGGUUCCACGAGCGCUCGGCAGAGACUGAGGGAGAGAGAGAGAAAGAGGAGGGGAGGAGGAGGAGGAUUCAGGGAAUAGGAGCUGGGGAGCCCUUCUGCGCCACAGAAAAUUUGCAAAGACUUUGAGAAGACAGGAAAAUUAUCAGAAAGACAGCACCAUUAUACUGGUUCUUUCUUGCCUUCCAUCUUUCCAUAUUUGUAUGUCUCUUCUUUCAUCGUGAGAACAUUGGCUUCCGACAGCAUCAACACAUUAACUUACUUGCGCAGCUCAAUAAUACAUCUGAAAUAGUUUCAGAAUUGGUUCAUUAUACCACUACAAUGAACAAAUCUACCAAAAAGAAUUCAAGAUUUGUUUGAAGUACUCUCUCCUCACCCCACUGAAUUCUGUAUUUGCUUCUUUGUCAGAAGCUUGGUUGAGGGAAAACUCAAGUGAUCUCUAUUUCUUCAUUCUUCUUUGCUUCCUGUUUGCCAACCAAGACUUGUAUUUGGAGAACUCUGUUGUACUGAAUCUGAAGUCAUCUUCAGAUUAGAGCAUGCAUUUUCAGGUGUCAGUUAGAUUUCUGGAUCAAUAAAGAUCUCCUGAAAGAAACAAAAUGAGAAACUAUUAUGUGAAAUCUAAUUGUAAUGUAUAAGCGGGAAAAAAAAUCCUAUGGGAUACUCAAAGGAUCCAUAUUUUUGAACUGUAGUCACUUUCAGUGACAUUGUUCGGUUCUCACAAUGUAUCAUUCCUUAUCUGAAACUAGACAUCCUCUGCAGCCAGAAGAACAGGAAGUGGGCUUUGACCCCUUGUCAAGUUACUCAAACAAGUCUGGAGGAGAUUCAAAUAAAAAUGGAAGAAGAAGUUCUACUUUAGAUUCUGAUGGGACUUUUAAUUCUUAUAGGAAAGAAUGGGAAGAACUAUUUGUAAACAACAAUUACUUGGCAACAAUAAGGCAGAAGGGGAUUAAUGGGCAGCUGAGAAGCAGCAGGUUCCGCAGCAUUUGCUGGAAGCUAUUUCUUUGUGUUCUUCCUCAAGAUAAAAGUCAGUGGAUAAGUAGAAUUAAAGAAUUAAGAGCAUGGUAUAGCAACGUUAAAGAAAUACACAUCACAAACCCAAGAAAGGUUGUUGGCCAGCAAGAUUUGAUGAUCAAUAAUCCUCUUUCACAGGAUGAAGGGAGUCUUUGGAACAAAUUCUUUCAAGAUAAAGAACUUCGAUCGAUGAUUGAACAAGAUGUCAAAAGAACAGCACUCUGUGGAGCGAACAGGAGAUGGAAACAUAGGUUUCCUGAAAUGCAGUUUUUCCAACAAGAAAAUGUGAGAAAAAUUCUUACAGAUGUUCUUUUCUGUUAUGCUAGAGAAAACGAGCAGUUGCUUUAUAAACAGGGCAUGCACGAGCUCUUAGCACCUAUAGUCUUUAUCCUCCACUGUGACCACCAAGCUUUUCUUCAUGCCAGUGAGUCUGCCCAACCAAGUGAGGAGAUGAAAACUCUCUUGAACCCUGAGUAUCUGGAACAUGAUGCCUAUGCAAUGUUCUCACAACUUAUGGAAACUGCUGAACCUUGGUUUUCUACUUUUGAGCAUGAUGGUCAAAAGGGAAAAGAAACACUGAUGACUCCCAUCCCCUUUGCUAGACCACAGGAUUUAGGGCCAACGAUUGCUAUUGUUACUAAAGUCAACCAGAUCCAGGAUCAUCUACUGAAGAAGCAUGAUAUUGAGCUUUAUAUGCACUUGAACAGACUAGAAAUCGCACCACAGAUAUAUGGGUUACGGUGGGUCCGGCUACUGUUUGGACGAGAGUUCCCCCUGCAGGAUCUUCUGGUGGUCUGGGAUGCCUUGUUUGCAGAUGGCCUCAGCCUGAGUUUAGUUGAUUAUAUCUUCAUAGCCAUGUUACUCUACAUCCGAGAUGCUUUGAUCUCUAGUAACUACCAGACCUGUCUUGGCCUUCUGAUGCAUUACCCACUAAUUGGGGAUGUACACUCACUGAUUCUUAAGGCUCUGUUCCUUCGAGAUCCAAAGAGAAAUCCAAGACCAGUGACUUACCAAUUUCAUCCAAAUUUAGAUUAUUACAAAGCACGGGGAGCAGACCUCAUGAAUAAAAGCCGGGCCAACGUCAAAGGUGCUCCCCUGAAUAUAAAUAAGGUCUCUAAUAGCCUGAUAAAUUUUGGAAGAAAGUUGAUUUCUCCAGCAAUGGCCCCAGGCAGUGCGGGUGGCCCUGUACCAGCGGGCAGUAGUGGAGGCUCCUCCACUGCUGUGCCUCCCACCAGGACCCUGGCAGAGGUCCCCAGGCAUCCCCUGCAGCAGCAGCAGCAGCAGCAGCAGCAGCAGCAGCAGCAGCAGCAGCAGCAGAGACUGAUGAAAUCGGAAAGCAUGCCAGUGCAAUUGAACAAAGGCGAUGUAGUUACAGGAAGCGAUGCUCAGGUUUCUGUUCCUGUCCAGACUCUAACUGACCUCCAAGGACAGAGUUCUAAAACCAUCAGCUCAUCCCCGAGCACUGAAAGUUUGCCUGGAGGAAGGGAAUUCACUGGCUCCCCACCUUCAUCUGCUACUAAAAAGGACUCCUUUUUUAGCAACAUCUCCCGUUCCCGCUCACACAGCAAAACUAUGGGCAGAAAAGAAUCUGAAGAAGAAUUAGAAGCCCAGAUUUCCUUCCUUCAAGGACAAUUAAAUGACCUGGAUGCCAUGUGCAAAUACUGUGCGAAGGUGAUGGACACCCAUCUUGUAAAUAUUCAAGAUGUGAUAUUACAAGAAAAUUUGGAAAAAGAAGAUCAAAUUCUGGUUUCUCUGGCAGGAUUAAAACAGAUCAAAGACAUUCUAAAAGGUUCCCUGCGUUUCAACCAGAGUCAGCUGGAAGCUGAGGAGAAUGAGCAGAUCACCAUCUCAGAUGAUCACUACUGCUCCAGUGGCCAGGGCCAAGGCCAAGGCCAGAGCGACCAAACACCUGGGGCCGCCAAGCAGUCCUCUUCAGAAGCACCAGGGCGCACGGACAGAGGGAGCGCAGACGACUUCAUCCUGGUCUCCAAAGAAGACGACACGGGCAGCACCAAGGGGUCCUUCUCAGGCCAGGCUCAGCCUCUUCGCACCCUCCGAACCACCUCUGGGAAAAGCGAGCCCCUGGCCCGCUCCCCUCUAGUGUUCUCUGACCCACUGAUGGGCCCAGCCUCAGCUUCCUCCAGCAACCCCAGCUCCAGCCCCGAUGAGGACAGCAGCAGCAACAGCAAGGACUCCGGCUUCACCAUUGUGAGCCCCCUGGACAUCUGACCACAGUGCCCUUGGCUUUCCUUGUAGGGACUGGCCACCCCCCUCAGCGGCCCCAGGGUCUGCCUGAGGCUCCCCCAGCGGAGACCCCUCUGAAACCAACACUUCCUUCCCGGCAGGCCUGUGGCCCUAGCGCAGCCCAUCGGAACCCUCCAGAGAGAGGCAGACGGGGCCACAGAGCACGCGGACUGAUGUUCACCAGAACGUAGACAGGGCUUUCGUGGCCCUUACCUCGUCCCACCCCACCCUUCCUCUGAGGUGGACCUGGGUUAAGUAUCCAGGAUCAUGCUCGCUGUCCAAAAAAAGACCAAACCACAAUUAGAAUCACUUUUCCUCUGUCCUCUUCUCCCCAGCUAAGAAUUAGGUGUGGCAACUCCUUUAAUUAUAACUAGAGAAGGAAGAAGAGUUGGUUUCAAAUCUUCCCUCCCUCAGAGCAUCAGGCGUAGGAAAAUCGAUUGAUAUCAAGAAGGCUUUCUCUCUGGAAAUCUGUAUCUCAGCGUCUUUCAUUCCUCCUUUGGGAAGCCAUACAGCAGAGCCAAAUACAACAGAAUGGACUAGAACUGGUAGAUUCCAGGCCUGGAAAAAACCCAUCACUGACCUUUCAGAAAGUUACAGCGAUCUUUAGAAACAGGGUCUAAACUUAGGAAUCCUAUUUCAGUGUGAUGGGAGUUAGAUUUUUUUCAUUUCUUAAAGAGUACAUUUCCAGACCUCAGGCCAGAUCGACUCUGGCCAUCACUGUCCCUCCUCAGACAACUGUAUUUCUCCUCUUAGGAUCUUUCACAACCAGAAAGCAAGGUCACGUUGAGCCAAUCUUUGCUGCACUGAUUUCAAAAGUUGUAACAAUAUUACUUCCUUGAAUUGGUAAAUGUGACCCUGACUUGUGGGAUAAACAUCUCUCAGUUUUCUGGUAAAGCCUCUGUAGCUUUGACGCUAGAAUACAUUUGUCACCUGUCAAUUGAGAAGUAAAGGGAAAAACCCAAACUCAUUCCCAUCCAGAGUCAGGAUCUCCCAUUGGCCUUAAAGUAGCAGUAACAGGGAACUAGACCUGGCGUCCCUUCUGGGGGAGCAGGGCUUCCCGCAGAACAUUCCAGAUGUCAGGAAGGUGUGGGAUUUCUGCACAGCCCUUCCUUGCUGGGAGCCAAGUGUAGGAGCUGCAGGGCCUGGGUUCGGUUGUGCACUGCAUCCCAGGCACCACCGCCGGGCCAGGACCAGGUCUGGCGUGGCUGCGCCUCCCCGGGCUUCAGCACAGGGUGGGGAUUUGUGCUUUUCCGUAGGCAGCUUAUGGAAUCGCGAUGGGCAGAAAGCAUCACAGGAGCUGUUUGUCUCCUUAAGGAGAAGUCCCUAUAGAGGACACUUCCCCUCUCCUGUGCCCAAGCAGGAGUUCUGACAGGAGAGCCACAGUGCCCCUGCCCUGAGGUGACUGGCUCUUAGGGCCUCUUCUCUGAGGAUGGCGAGGCCUCUGGGCAGCGGAACCUGUCAUGCCCACGAGCGAAAAGCUAAGUUUGAAAGAACACACACCGUGUACAUCCUUCCCACUGCUAACCAUGUAUCUCUCUACAGACAAACGUGAUAAUGACCUCAUUUCCCACGUGCUCUCGCUCUCCAAAAACUAGUGACGACUUGAGAGUCAGCUACUACAGAGAGGGUUCUAAGUAGCUCUAAGAUUUGUUCUUAACCUCUAGCAGGAAAAUCUCUGAACGCGUGAGCUGGAAGAGGAAUGACAACCCCGGUUUCGCUCAGAUAACAGGGUUGUUGGGCCUUCCGUGGUCACUCAAAGAUAUGCUGAUGAGCGUCCUGUCUGAGUGGUCUGCCCAGCCCCCUGUGGGGGUGACUGAGUAAGUUACUGUGUGUCGCCUUGAAGACACUUUGUAUGCUCCCAAGGUCCCCAUGCAGUGAGUGGCCUCGCAGCUGCACCGGGUUGCCAUUAUUUUCUCUCCGAGGACCUGGUUUGGGGAGCUGUUGGUGUUUUCGGUUCCAAGGUAAGAAGCCUGGAGCCAUCCUUGCCAGGGCUCCAGGACAGUGGCUGGAAAGGGCCACAGAGCUGGCUGUCCCCUCGCAGUGGCGGACAGCCGUCUGCUCGCUUCGAGCAUUUCCUUGGCCCUGAGAGCUAGAGUCGUGAUAGUCCAGUGUCAGUGGGCACACGGGAGCUGCCAGCCAGCCAGCACCCUGACAAGGCUCUAGGCCACCUCCCUGCAGUCGCAGUCGGCUGGGUGUCUACGAGUCACUGAACACCCCCGGCCCGCCAGCACACCAGGGGCAGGUCCUCCGCUCUGUGCUUCCGUGUCUGUGCUACACGGGAAGCGACGGGGUCCCUCAGAGCUGUUGCUUCUGCGGUCCCCAGUGCACUGCUCCCCCCUCCGAGGAAGGAGGCACGAGGGGGAGUGGGACGUGGGCAGUGCCACCCUCCACUUUCCAUAGAUCCAUGGGGUUUGAGAAUUGUAUUACUCUCUCAGUCGUUUUAAGUGACUUGUUGUUUUUCAUAGUCGAGCAUUGUUUGCAUUUUUAUUAGUUACAGUGCUAUUAAAAGAAUGUGUUCCUUCUUUUUUAUGAUUUUAUCAGGUACUUCUGUUUCAUUGCACAUUUUUUUAAAUCCUGAAUAUAUGAAACCUUUUUAUUUUUCUUUAACAAACAUAAUCAGUGGAACCCUCUCAUGUUUUGAUUAUUAGCAGUUAAAUAGAUUUUAUAUAUGUAAAGCUUAGAUGAAUUCUGUCAUCCACUUUUUUAAUAUGUGUGUCUGUGUUUCAUGCAUUCCUCUCUGAUCAGUCUGGAAAUUUGAGUUAAAUUUUCUCUCUGUACAUUACAUAUGAGAGCUACAGAUUAGAGAAAGAAAGUCAUUAUGACUUUGCCUUACCUUUUGUAUAUGCCAAGGGGUCUUAUAACACUUUAAACAUUUAAUUAUACUGGAUUCUUCUUCCAAAGGUGAUCUCCUGCAAAUGCUACUUCUAACUGCAAUCUGGUAAGAAGUAAUACCACUGCGGAAUAAGUGUGACUAAAAAUACACCCGAGGCCUCCCUGUGCUUUGCCUUCUCUGCAUCUGACAGAGUUCAUUAGUCCUUCGGGUCUGAUUGCCCACCGCUAACACGAAGGACUCCUCCAUUUUGUCAGAGACGAUGAACAAAUACAAAACUCAGUGGCAGUUACGUUGUCUCCUAAAGAUAGGUAAUCUGCCAGAGGUGACUUAAAUUUACUAUUUUUGUUUUCAUUUUAUUGUUUCCUUAAGAAGUUGCCUCCAGGGGCUGUUAUAGAACCAGUGUUGCGGGGAGCAGGGUGAGGGGCGAUGCAGGCCCUCCCAGUGGCUGUCCUGUGGAGGCCAGGCCAUGCCAUCAUUCCAUCCCCCUCCCCUGCAGGUGCACACCGGUCCCCGCCCCCAUGUGUACAGAACAGGGGCUCUGGGGGGCCGUGGGACAGGGAGAGGAGGCCGGGAUGAAUUAAGGACGGCACCUGGCAAGCCGAGCUUCCUUCUCACGGGCCAAAACCGCUUCCCCACCCCACCCCACCCCACCCCCCAUGUUACUUUCAAAAGCUCUCUUUUUAUAGUGUUGAAAAGAAAUCUAAAGUUCCUGUAAACAGGCUUGAGACCACUUUGAUGUAAAAGUUGUCAUAAUAAUUUGUCUCAUGAUGGCACAAUUCAUUUGACUUAUGGAAUAUCCUGUUGUGCCAUUUAUAUCCUAUUGCUUUGUUCUCAUUCAUCUUUAUGCUGUAACUCAUACUGAUUUAAGAAAUGACUUCUCCUUUUGGCAAAGUGAUCCCAUUAAAUACAGUUAUAAUAAAAGACUAAUGUGAAACUGA